AUGCAUAAAUCUAAAAAGAGAGAAGAUCCAAAUAAAGUGAUUUUAGAGGUUCAGACCACUGAAAUUGCAGAAACAGAUACAGCACAGCAAGAAGACAUGACUUCAACUUCUCCAAUAACUACUAAGUCUGAGGUGGUGACUCCUAGUGUUUCAGUACGUGAAGUACGAUUUUCAGGUUCUACUGAACACCAUGUAAUUGAGUACACAGUUUCUGAAGAAUCAAAUUUGCAGGAAGAGGAAGAUGAAAGGGAGCAAAAAGGAGAAAAGAAGCAAAUACCUAAUUAUCUGAGGAAAGAUUUUGGGAACCGUGUUAGAUAUGACCCAACAGUACCAAAGGAUGACAAUGCUGUAAGACAUAUUUUAAGACUAAAAGAGAAGCUGAAUUGGAAAACUGAGUUAACAGAACGUGGGUUUGAAGUAAAAAAAACUAAAGAGAUACAUCUGAAGACUCCAUUUAUGGAAUCAUUACAUAUUAAACAUGAUGGAGAAUAUGUAUAUGGACUUCUAAGAAAUAGAAACAAUUGCCGAGCUCUUUAUAACCCAUAUGAUAUUCAAGUGGUUUCUACAAAUGAAGCUAGAACCUGCCAAGUUUUUUGGGUUAUUACAGCUUCAUUUGUCUCAAAGGUUAUUCGAGUAGGUAAGACAGAAGAAGUAGAAAUGACACCUGUCUUGGAAUGGCUUGUGGAAAGAAAUCACUUCAUAGCAUUUCAUAAAAUUCCUUUCUUUUCCAAAUUCCGAAUAAGAAAAUCAUUUAUCACCUGGAAAAACAAUGUUCAAAGAAGUAAAACAGACAAGAGCAAAUUGAUAUUGUACAAGCAACUUUUUUGGGCUGAUAAAUUAUUUCAAAGAUGUUUGCUUCAAAUACGGAACCUUUGUGAAAAUGCAAGUGACCUCAAAAAAGGCAGACUCCUUGAGGACAAUCCCUCUGCAAUCCUUCUGGUUAAACUGGACCAAUACCAUACAUACUCUCUAGAAGAGUUUUGUGAGGAGCAGUUACAACAGACUGUACAAGCACUAAAACAGCUGGAAGAACUUAAGGAGAAAAUCAUUUUAGUGAUUAAAAGUACAUUUUUACAGGUUGCAGAAAGGAAGGGAAUAAAAAGCUGUUUUGAGCAUGAACCACUUGAAAAUAAGCUAGAACAUCUUAAGGCACCUAUGCAUCGUCAUAUGAUACAAAAAUUUUGAAGAUUUCUUAAAUUAGUUGACCAUAUAUUCCAAGAACUGAUCCGACAGCUGGUGCAGACUGCAAUUAAACUAUUUUUGGAUUUACUUAUUAAAUCUAGCAAAGUGGGAUGUUCAGAAGAAAAAAAGAAUAAUUCAAUAAAAAUAAGAAAUAAGAAAACUAUAUUGCAUUUUAUGUCUCAUUGUAAAACCACAGUGCUGCUGCUGAUUAAUGACACUUGUCCAUUUUUUCAUACAAAUUACUUUCAUAUGUCCAAGAAUCUCAGUUUGAAAAAAGAAUCAAGUAGGCAAAAUGAGGCAGUAUUUGAAGUACAUAUACAUUUGAAAAUUCCUCGAAAAACUUUUUAUAUGGGGGAUGAUUCAUUUGACAGUGUUCCAGAUUCCUUAUUUGAGCAUGACGGUUUUCAACGCAAACUUUCAGAGCCUUUGGAUGAAAUGAAAUUAAAUAAUCCAUUCGAUGUUUCCACCAAAACAUUAGAUGUACUAUUUUCCAGAAUUCCCAGAAGAAAACAUAAAUUACGAUCUAACACUGAAGAAAAACUUUCUGAAGAAAAAUCUUCAGUGGACCAAGAAGACAGCUACAUAAUGAAGUAUAUAGACGUUCCUGAAUUCCAUGCAAAUCUCUUCCUAACUCCCAACAGAUUGGAAUUUUCCAAGAAAAUUCAGGAAGUGAUAAAUAAUUUUGAAAAAUCUCUAACUCACUUUAUUCCUUUCAGUCAAGAUCAGCGCCUGUUUAUCUUUUUCUUUGAUCCUAUGACUAUGCAAAUACCUAGUGAACAAGAAUUGGAGAGACAGAAAAUACUGACAAGAUGGCCAGAUUACUCUGUCCUGUUUGAAAUGGAUCCUGCCUACCAAAGCAACAUUGUGAACCUUCUGACCAUUGUUGGUAAUUCAACGGCACGAGUUGAAUGUUAUAGCCACCAAUUUCUUCGAUUUUGUACCAUGGUAGAACAAGCAAAGAAAAUGGCAUACAAAAUAUCAAGACUACAAGAACAAUUAACCUCAAGUGAUUUUAAAGAUAUCUUGGAUGUAUACACAGACUAUUUUAGAGAUGUUGUUUAUAUGGCUGUUGAAAAACGCAUUAAUAUUAUCAAGGUUGUAAGUCUUGAAUAUCAGUCAAGCUGCUUACCCUAUAUUGAAAAUGUCAUUAAAAUGAGCCAUACACUGUUGGAGUCCAUGAUUCAAGAAAAGAAUACAAGCCUCUUUGCAGUUAUCCAGUCAUCAUUGUUAAAGCUUGACAGUGAACUCACAGGCGUGGAGGAAUUUGUGGAACACUUGGCUUUCUUAGAUUAUAUUUCUUCAAAAAUGCCAUCACUAGAUAGAGAAUAUUAUGUUAUCUCCCAAAUGUAUUCAAUCACAAAACACUACAAUGUCAAUAUUUCACCAGAGCAAGUUGCACUGCUUCAGGUCCUUCUUUUCAAAUAUAAUCAACUUAAAUCAGCUUUUAAAUUUCAUGAAUCAAAUAAGGAUAACGCUAUUAUUAAGUUCAAGUCAAAUCUGGAUGAGUAUGUGCUCACUCUGCAAAAUAAAGUUAGAGACUUGAGGGGCAAGGUAAGAAACCCUGUUCUUACACAUCCUGCUACUAGGCCAGUAACUGCCUUGGAAAUUAUUGAGUCCCUCUCAGAAUAAACUUCAGUUCUAUCCAACAAAGCUCAGACUUAUUCAAAUUAUCAAGAUCGUUUUGAGAGUUCUACUGCAAUGAGAACUGUAGCUUUAGAGCGAAAUAUUGCACACACUGUGAUGUCAGAGAUCUCAGAAAUUGAAUGUGACUUAACUUUGAGGAAAAUAUUAUGGGAAGCACAAGUGGAAUGGGGGAAUCUGUCUCAUGUGUGGAAGAAUAGCAUUUUUGCCAAUAUUAAUGUAGAUUUCAUUCAGAAGAGUGUUACAAGAUGGAUGCAUAUGAUUUAUAUGCUAGAUAAAGGCUUACCAAAAAAUUCUGUGGUAACAACUCUUAAGCAAUCAGUGAUGGAUUUUAAACAAGGCUUGCCUACUAUAGUCGCCUUGGUAAAUCCUUGUCUUAAAAGUCGGCAUUGGGAGGCAAUCCAGGUGAUUAUCGGGCAGGCACUUACUUUGGAUAGAGAGAGCACGGUGAAGCAACUUCUGGAGCUUGAAUUGUAUCGAUACGAAGAAAAAAUCAUUGAAAUAUCAACAGUAGCAACAAAUGAAGCUGCUUUGGAAAAAAUGCUGUUUAAGAUUAUUGAGCUAUGGAGCAAUACUCCCUUACGUUUGAUUCCCCAUCAGACAGAUGCUUUCACGAUCCUUAUUAUUUCAUCCAUAGAUGAUAUAUUAGCUCAGUUAGAGGAGUCUCAAGUUAUAAUUGCAACAAUUAAAGGAUCUCCCUAUCUUGGGGCAAUGAAGUCUCUUGCAGAUGAUUGGGACCAGAAGUUGGAUGUCUUCUCUCACACUUUGGAUGAGUGGAUGACAUGUCAAAGAAACUGGCUUUAUCUUGAACCCAUUUUUCUUGCUCCUGAAAUACAAAGGCAGCUUUCAGCAGAAGAAAAAUUCUUCGCUGAUGUAACUUCGAUAUGGAAAGAUAUAACAUCAAGAGUGGACAAUAAACCUGAGGCUCUGAAAAUAGUCAUAUCAAUAGGAAUCCUGGAUAUGUUGCAGGCAACCAGUAUGCAUCUUGAAAAAAUUAAGAAAAGUCUUGAGGAAUAUCUUGAAGUGAAGAGAAUGAUUUUCCCAAGAUUUUACUUUCUUAGCAAUGCUGAACUCAUUGACAUUCUGGCUAGCAAAAAUCCCGAGGCUAUCCAGCCUCAUCUUAUGAAAUGUUUUGAGAACAUAAGACAGUUGUUUAUAUGGAAAAAAGAAAUAGGCCCUCCUCUGGUCACGUUGCUUAUAUCAGCGGAAGGUGAAACACUUCUUCUGCCAAAGAAAGUCCGUGUAAGAACUGCCGUAGAACAAUGGCUGGUAAAUGUGGAAAAGAACAUGUUUGAUAUGGUAAAGAUGUUUAUAAAUAAAGGAAUUAAUGAAUGGGACCAGGAAAAUUUUAGAGAAUGGAUACAGACUCAUCCAGGACAAGUGGUGCUUGUUGUGGUAAACCAAAUAAUGUUUAAUAUGAACUGUACUGAAAGUUUUAAGAGUUCUGAGCCAGCCUUGACAUUGAAACAAGUCUUUGAGAAACUGAUAGGCUUUCUGGGACAGCUUGCAGAUCUAGUGAUGUGUGACACUCUUCAUUUUCGAAUAAAAAUUACUCUAGAGGCAUUGCUUACCAUUUAUGUUCACUGCAGGGAUAUAUUGACAGAUUUGCUAAACCAAAAUGUCUUUGAAGAAGAUAAUUUUGAAUGGACAAGGCAACUGCGUUACAAAUGGGAUGACAGCCAGAAGACAUGCUUUGUAUUUCAAGGACAUGCAACCUUUACUUAUGGCUUUGAGUACUUGGGCUGCACCUCUAGGUUGGUUAUUACGCCUCUCACAGAUCAAUGCAGGUUAACCCUCACUAGUGCACUCCAUUUGAAUCUUGGAGGCUGUCGUGCUGGUCCAGCAGGCACAGGGAAAACAGAGACUGUCAAAGACCUGGCAAAAGCCUUGGGCAAACAUUGUGUGGUCUUCAAUUGUUUUGAAGAUUUGGAUUAUAAGAUGAUGGGAAAAUUCUUCUUUGGAAUAGUUCAAUCUGGAGCUUGGUGUUGUUUUGAUGAGUUCAAUCGAAUUGAUAUGGAAGUACUCUCUGUGAUUGCCUCACAGAUGCAAACAAUUAAGGCAGCUAAAGAUAAUCAUUCUCACAGGUUUUUACUAGAAGGAAAAGAUAUCCGAAUCAACCUGUCCUGUGCAGUCUUUGUCACCUUAAAUCCUGGAUAUAAAGGACGUGUGGAACUCCCAGAUAACUUAAAAUCUCUAUUUCGGCCAGUGAUGAUGAUGGUACCCCACUAUCAAUUGAUUGCUGAAAUAAUGCUGUUUGCAGCAGGUUUCAAAUCUGCAAAACCACUGUCAGCCAAACUCAUUAACCUUUAUGAACUAGCUAUGAAGCAACUUUCGUACCAGGAUCAUUAUGACUUUGGCAUGAGAGCUAUAAAGACAGUGCUAAUCAUGGCUGGCCGAAAGAAACAGGAGUACAGAAUGAACACCAGUGAAGAGCUUUCUGAAGAUGAAGUUCUGGUCAUUAUAUGGGCAGUGAGAGAAGCUAGUUUGCCCAAGUUUCUUCCUGAAGAUGUCCCACUUUUUGAAAGCAUUCUGGGAGAUAUAUUUCCCAAAGUUACAGCUCCAGAUGUGAAGCAGCCUAACUUGGAGAAAGCAAUAGAUAUGGCAACCCAGCAACUGGGCUUACAGCCUUGGCCAUCUCAGAAAAAGAAGGUUGUAGAGUUUUAUAAUCAAGUCCAGGCUUGUAUUGGUGUGAUGUUAGUAGGCCCCACAGGAGGAGGGAAGACUACAAUAAGAAAAAUUUUAGAAAAAGCUUUAAUUGUUUUACCAACUUUAAGCACAUCUACACCUGCAAAACAGGAAGGGACUCCACAGGUUACAGGAAAAAGAGGGAAAAUAGAAAUUUUCACUUUAAAUCCAAAAUGCAUUACUCUUGGUGAACUCUAUGGCCAAAUGGAUCUGAACAGUAUGGAAUGGUCUGAUGGAUUAUUGUCAUCAUCAGUGAGAAAGUUCGUACAUUAUGGCACUAAAAAGAAAACAAAGGAUACAGAGACUGAAGCAAAUUUACACAUUUCAGAUUUUUCUGAUAUUUUCAUGCUUGAUCCUAAUAAAAGAGAAGAGUUUACUCAUGUUGAAGAUGAGGAUGAGGAUGAAACAGAGAAAGAUGUUCAAUCUCCAGAAGAAAAUCAAAGCAUGACAAUUACAGAUUGGCAGUGCAUAGUGUUUGAUGGUCCAGUUGACACCAUAUGGAUAGAAAACCUAAACACUGUGCUAGAUGACAACAAAACUUUGCGCCUUGCUAACAGUGAGAGAAUCAUUUUAACUGAUAGCAUAAGGAUGAUUUUUGAAGUGGAUAAUCUCUCUCAAGCCAGCCCUGCUACUAUCACUCGAUGUGCAAUGGUCUAUGUGGAUCCUGCUGAUCUAGGAUGGGAGCCAUACGUUAAGACGUGGCUUGUAAAAGUUUCAAAAUUUCUUCCACAACAUGGCAUAGAAAAUCUUGAACGAAUGUUUAAAAAAAGUGUGGAAGAAGGCCUACACUUUUUAAGGAAGCAUAAUAGUACACAGCCUUUUUCUGUACAGGAAAUAUCAAUUUUAAUAAAUCUCUGCAGGAUUCUUGAUGCUUAUUUUAGUUUCAUGGAAAAGAACGGAAUUUUUGGGAAAUCUAUUGAACCGACUGUAACAUCAGAAACAAGCCCAACAAAUAAAUACGCUUUUAAAUUCAGACAGUCAGAGGCUGAUAAAGAAAAAAGAAGCUCUUCCCAAAAGGAAAGAAAGCCAAAGCGGUUUCUUCAGAGAAAUCCUGAAAAAUUAUGCUUAAUGCUUGAUAAGAUUUUUGUGUUUGCAUUUACUUGGUCCUUUGGAGGAACUUUGAAACAUGAAGAUGAACAUGAAGAUGAUAUCCUGUUUGGCUCAGAGCAUGGAUUAGCAGCUCUACAGAAAACAACCUAUGACUUUGACAACCUCAUUCAUGAAUUGUUUGAAGGAGAUCCACCAUACGGCAUCCGCUUGCCAGGAGGAGAGCGUUCUAUCUUUGGUUAUUUUGUGGACUUACAGAAUUGUGAUUUCAUACCUUGGUCAGACUUAAUUCCUACUUCAGAUAGUUUAAUUGAAGGAAAUUUAUACCGCUCUGGUUCUCAAACAUCCCUGGAUAAUAUAAUCAAGUAUAAUGAAAAUAUAGAGUUUAAUCAUCACUUUGCUACUAGAGAUACAAUAUCUUUCUCCUUUUUGAUGAGUCUUUUUAUAAAGAACAAAUAUCCUAUACUAAUUGCAGGAGAGACUGGUGUUGGGAAGACUGCUGUCAUUAACCAAAUGCUUGAGAGACUUCAGGGCCCAGGGGGAUUACAGAUAAAACUUGGAUCUAUUUUAGGAGAUGUUUUUUUGUAUAAAAGAAUGAAAAAAUCAAGCAGCAACAUUAUCAAUGGAACGGAGGCUUCCUUUGGACAAAACUGUCAUUGGUCUGAAAAGGAAGAAAGUGAAGAAACUCAAACUACACUGGCAAAAACCAUUAUUGUGUCCACAAUAAAAUUUAGCGCCAAUACAACCGCUGGCAAAACUCAGGAGUUGAUUCUUAAGAAAUUAAUACGAAAAAGUAAAGAUGUUCACGGAGCUCCCAAACACAGCUGGGUGACAGUAUUUAUUGAUGACCUGAAUUCACCAGUGCCAGAGGAGUAUGGGGCACAACCACCCCUGGAAUUGAUCAGACAAUUAUUAGAUUUAGAAGGGUUUUAUAAUACCGAACAACUUGCAUGGAAGAAUAUUCAAGAUAUCUCUGUGGUUGCAGCUUGUGGCAUUCCACUUGGUGGGAAAAGUGAUAUCAGUCCACGUCUCCUCAAACAUUUUUUUAUACUGGUAAUGCCUCAUCCUCCACAAUAUGCAUUAUUCACUAUUCUUCAGGCUCAUCUGGGAAUACACUUACACAACAAUUCCUUCCUCUCUGAUGUUCAGAAGUGCAGGCAGCAAUUGGUGGCAGUUUCCCUCUCUAUCUACUAUCACGUAUGUCACCAUCUGUUACCAACCCCAGCUAAGUGUCACUACAUGUUUAGUCUUUGGGAUCUAUUUAACCUACUCCAUGGAUUAUUACAAGCUAACAAGUCAGUUGUUGUGUCUAAAGAAACUGCUGCUCUAUUCUUUGUACAUGAAGCAACCCGAGUAUUUCAUGAUCGCUUAGUUGAUGCUGAGGAAAGAAAAUAUUUUUUCCAGCUUCUUUCAAGCGAACUAGAACUCUAUUUUGAGAUUUUAUGGCCCACAGACAAAAUAAUGAAUGAUUUACCUUUGUAUAUGGAUUUUUUGGAUAUAAACAAACCUCAUAAGAGAAAUCAGAACUGUAAUAACCAGAAAAAACUUGCAGAUGUGCUUUCUGAAUUCCAGCUCUCAUUGGGCUCAGCUGGUUUUGAGCUUUCCAAUUCAAUGGUGUCGUUCAAGGAAGCCACGGAACAUGUUUGCAGAGCUGCAAGAGUCCUUCGACAGCCAGGGAGCCACAUGAUCCUGAUUGGAAUGGAAGGAUGUGGAACAGAAACAUGUGCCACCCUUGCCUGUUAUUUGGGAGACUGCAAACUCUACAGAUUAUCCACAGCUCGCACUUACGGCCACCUGGAAUUCAGAGAAGACUCAAAACAAGUCUUUCUACAGACUGGACUAGAAGGAAAACCCAGUGUUUUGCUUAUUCUUGAUACACAUCUAACUCAGUCUGUUUUAGAAGAUUUGAACUCCAUUCUCAAUUCAGGAGUUAUGCCUGAUGUAUUUGAAAAUGAAGAGUUGGAUAAUAUAGCAGCAGGUCUCAAAAAUCUUGCUGAAGAAGAAGGUUGUGGUGAUAGCCGACAAGCUCUGCUUCUAUUCUUCCAAAAGAAUUGCAAAAAUCUUCAUAUUUUUAUGACUGUAAGUCCUGCAGGGCCCAAUUUCCGCCGAAAUUGUCGUGCGUACCCAGCCUUGAUUACUUGCAGCACAGUCGAUUGGUAUGAGAAGUGGCCUGAAGAAGCUCUUUUUACUGUAGCUGUGACUCAUUUAAAGCAAAAACAUGGCCUGGACACCCAAGAGGAUUUAAUACCAACACUCGCCCAAACGUGUGUUCAGUUCCACCGUAGUAUUGCUGAUAUUAAUACCAAAUUUCGGGAGGAAACUAAAAGACAUUAUUAUAUCACUCCAAGUAGCUAUCUGCACUUCAUAGAUACCUUCACACACAUCUUGAAAUCAAGGGAAAGGAAAAUGGUGAUCAAAAGGGAACGUUUUAAUAAUGGCCUCUCAAAGAUUCUGGAAGCAUCAACACAAAUUUCGAAAAUGCAUGAAGAGCUUCUCAUCCUCGGUCCUCAAAUAGAACAAAAAACUAAGGAAACAGAGAUCCUCAUGGAAAAAUUACGGAGAGACUCACAAAUUGUGCAGCAAGUACAGAUCCUUGUAAAAGGGGAUGAAGAACUGAUGGUUAAGGAAAUGCAAAUUGUAGAAGAGUAUUCUGAGAAAACACAAGAAGAGCUAAGUAAUGUGAUACCAGCUUUUGAAGAGGCAAUUAUAGCUCUGAAUGCCCUAGAUAAAAGUGCCAUAUCUGAAUUAAGAGUGUAUACACAUCCACCCUAUCUCGUCCUCAUGAAUGCAGUCUGUGUCCUUCUAGAAAAGAAACCUAACUGGGCAACUGCAAAACUACUCCUUGCAGAUCCUGGAUUCCUCAAAAAAUUGACUAACCUGGACAAGGACAGUAUACCUGAAAAGGCAUUUGCAAGACUGAAAAGAUAUUUAAAUUUACCUGAUUUCAACCCAACAAAGAUUUCUCAAGUGUCUGUUGCCUGUUGCUCCAUGUGCCAGUGGGUGAUAGCUUUAAAUAACUACCAUGAAGUACGGAAGAUGUUGCAACCAAAACAACGCCAAGUGGCUGAGGCUGAAAAAGUACUCUAGCUUGGUCGAGAAAAGCUGGCAGAAAAACAAAAGGGCUUAGAAUUGAUCGAAGAUCAUCUGCGAUCUUUACAACUUGCCUACAAUGACAGUGUUGCUGAAAAAGAAUUCUUAGCAGAUCGGAGACAGCUGACAACUAAACGCUUACAUAGCGCCUCCAUUUUACUAGCAGCUCUGGAAGAUGAGGGGAGUCGAUGGGAAGAAACAGUGAACUCACUAGACCAACGAUUGGAAGGAAUUGUGGGUGAUAUACUUAUUUCAGCAGCAUGCAUCGUCUACUUUGGAGUGUUCCCAACUGAGUACCACCAAUUAAUUGUAAAUGAAUGGGAAAAGAUCUGUACUGAAAAUAAUAUUUCUAAAUCUGCCAACUUCUCCUUAAUUGAUGUCAUGGGAAACCAGCACGAGAUGCGCCAGUGGCAUAAUCAAGGUUUGCCCCUUGGUCAGUAUUCAACAGAAAAUGCCAUCUUGGUUAAGAAUGGACUGAUGUGGCCUCUGCUAAUUGAUCCACAUAAACAAGCCUACAACUGGCUAAGUCAGAUGGAAGGUGGCCGACUGCAGGAGCUUGAUACUAGUGAAACUAAUUAUGUUACAGUAAUUGAAAAUGCUAUGAAAACUGGAGGAUGUGUUCUUUUAAAGAAUCUUCCUGAAACAUUAGAUCCAAGUUUAAAAUCGAUCUUAAAAAAGGACAUCUAUCAGAAAAGAGGACAACCUUUUGUCAAGAUUGACGAAAACGAGAUUGAAUACAACAACAACUUUAGGUUAUAUGUAACAACAGAACUAGGCAACCCACACUUUCUUCCAUCAGUUUAUAAUUACGUUACCAUGAUCAACUUCAUGGUGACAUUCCAAGGUUUGCAGGACCAGCUCUUAUCCACCGUCGUGGUUCAUGAAGUCCCUCAUCUAGAGGACCAAUGGUACCAGUUGCUAGAGAACAUUUCUGCUGACCUUUUAACCCUCUGGGAACUGGAGGAAAAAUCAUUGAUUUUAUUGCAGAAAUCACAGGGAUGUAUAUUAGAUGAUGAAGCUAUUAUAGAUAACUUUAAAAAAUCCAAACUGACAUCCACCGAAGUUUCAGAACGCAUCAAGGCAGCAGAAAAAACUGAAAGUGAAUUUCAGAUGACCCGUAAAAACUAUCUUCCCAUUGCAACACGAGGUGCCUUGUUAUAUUUUUUAGUAGCAGAUCUGGCACAGAUCAACUAUAUGUACCAAUUUUCUCUGGACUGGUUCCGGGAGACGUUUGUGAUGUCUGUAACCUACAAAUCUGAUGAUGUUGAAGAAACAUCUCAGUUUGCUUCAGUUUUAAGAAAAGUGCAAGUAUUUGAGAAAAUGCGGAAGUACCAAGACAAUAAGCCUGACCCUCUGAAGGACAGAGAUGGCUUUAAUAAUUAUAUUGCAGAUUUAGUCGAGGUAUUAACGGAAAGCAUUUAUAAGGUCGUUGCCUCAGCACUGUUUAAUGAAAACAAACUUUGCUUCUCCUUCCGGCUUUGCACCUUAAUCUUGCAAAAUAAUUGUGAUGGAUCUCAAAUCCUAAAUAGUACAGAAUGUUUGCCCGAGGAAGAAUGGAACAUCUUCUUGUACUCUAGCCUACUGAUAAAUAUUGAGGAGAAAUUACCCCAGAUUAAAAAUGGAGGUAAAAAAGCCGAGCAUCUUUUCUGGCUUUCUGAAUGCAGGUGGAAAGAGUGCCAGUUCAUCAGCCAUCACUUACAACCAUUUUCUCUUUUAUGUCAAUCUCUUAAUAAAUCACAAUGGGAUGACUUUAGGAGCUAUAAAGGUACAUAUUUAAUAAUACAAAAACCUUACACUUCUCCAAAAAAUCUUAAUCCAGAAAAUGAUUUGGAAGAACCAGAGUCUUGCGAAAUAAUCUUCCCCUGGGAGAAGCUCACUUCAUUUCAAAAACUUAUAAUGAUAAAAAUCCUUAAGCCAGAAUCCUUAAAUAAUUCCGUGCGAAAAUUUGUUACUGAAAACUUGGGAAGUAAUUAUCUUCAUACAGCUGGAAUUAAUUUAAAGGAAGUAUUUAGAGAAUCUAAUGCCAGAAUUCCACUAAUAUUCAUCCACUCUCAUGGAUUAGAUCCAACAACUCUCCUGCUGAGAUUUGCACAGGAGAUGAAAGGAAAUACAGAUGAUGUGACCAUGAUUUCUUUGGGAUGUGGCCAAGGAAUUAAAGCUGAAGAAAUAAUAUACAAGGCAAAAGUAAAGAAGGGCCAGUGGGUCUUCCUCCAGAACUGCCAUCUUGCUGCAUCUUGUAUGCCAAGACUUUGUGCGAUUGUUGAGACAUUUAAUUAUUCAAAACUAGACCCCGACUUUAGACUAUGGUUAAGCUCAAAACCGGACAGUUCCUUCCCCAUAGCAGUUCUGCAGAAGAGUUUGAAGAUGACAGUAGAAUCCCCCCAGGGUUUGAAGGCAAAUCUUCUUCAGUCAUUUGGGUACCAUUGCAGUGGAGAGAUAACAGAAGAAAUCUAUGAGAACACUGAAUGUGGACCAUCAUGGAAAAAACUUUUAUUCAGCAUCUCUUUCUUCAAUGCUGUAGUCAAUGAAAGAAAAAAGUAUGGAACAUUAGGCUGGAAUAUUCCUUAUGAAUUUAGUUCUUCAGACUUGGAGGUCACCAUCAAAAUGUUAGCAAUUCUCCUGGCCGAAAAGUCAGAAAUUCCUUGGGAAGCAAUACAUUACUUGACAGGAGAAAUAAUUUAUGGAGGCCGAGUGACGGAUGGCUGGGAUAGGCUUUGCGUACUAUCUCUCCUAAAGAAUUUUUGUAAUCCUGACGUGUUGAAGAAGGACUUCAGUUUUACUGAUGAUGGGAUGUACACCAUGCUACCUGACCGUGCAAACCUAACCCAUUGUAGGCAGUACAUAGAAUCCCUCCCGGAUUUUGAACUGCCCGAGGUCCUUGGAAUGCACCAACAGACUUCAAGGAUUUAUCAGGAAUCCCUGGCCCAAGACCUUAUUGACACAAUCAUUGCUAUGCAGCCAAGAAUUGCUAUUGCCAACAUAAUCACUGGGAGUAGAAAGAGCCAAGACGAACUGGUGCUGGAACUGUCAUCUGAAAUGAUCAAGCGAUUGCCUCUGACUGUAGAGAAGGAACCAGUGGUUACUGAAACCAAAGAUGUCAUUCCAACUACACUAUUAACCAUUAUCUCAAGUUCCAUUUGGGUUAGACUUAAUAGAAAUGUCCAAGAUGAGAACUAUUAUGAUCCCCUCCUCCAUUCUGCCUUGUUAACAUUCCUUUGUCAAGAAAUUAGUCGAUUUGAUAAGUUACUAGCCCUAAUCCACCAGUCACUGAAAGAACUCCAGGGAGCUGUCAGAGGUGAAACCACCAUCAACCAGAAACUGGAAGAGAUCUAUGAUUGUCUCAUUAAUAACAAAGUACCUGACUUAUGGCAGCGAGCUUCUUAUGAUACUGGAAAGGUGUUGUCUGCCUGGAUCACCUUUCUCCUCCAACGACUGGCAUUCAUCGACAGCUGGGCAAAACUGGCCUACGACGCUAUAUAUUUUCGAUAUACCAAAAUGACUACAGUUUGGAAGCAUUACUUUCCAACUCAAAGAAAAAAAUAUGAAGAGAAAGAUAGUGAAAAAGAGGCAGAUCCUGCUAACUCCUUUCCCACCCGAUUCUGGCUUCCAACUUUCUUCUUCCCACAAGGUUUCUUUACGGCUGUGCUGCAGAAUUAUGCAAGAUCCAAAAAAAUCUCUGUAGACUCUGUUAGUUUUAGUCAUCAUGUAAUCAGUGAUCCCCAGGACGAAACACUCUCUAGAAGUCUCCCAUUUAGAGAGUACAUGCUGAAGAAAGCAUUUAAGGACAUUAAACGUAACCAAGUUGGAGUUAUCAUUUUUGGUUUAUAUAUGGAAGGAGCAAAAUGGAACCUAGAAGAAAAAUAUCUGGAUGACCCGCUGCCUCGAGAGAGAUACUCUGAUUUUCCAGAAAUACAUUUUUUGCCCGAAAAGAUUUCCACUCCAAUGGGUAGUCUCAAGGAUGUCUUCAUAAAACAGAAGCUUUAUGAAUGUCCAGUUUACCGGACCCCUCAGAGGACAGAGUCUGUAGCCUCUCCUAGCAUAUUUACCAACUUCAUAAUGUCAGUGUUUUUGCAAACACAGAAGCCUCCCCCUCACUGGAUUACAAGACGGGUGGUAUUGCUAUGUGAACUCAAUGAAUGAAAGAAAAUGUCCUUCCUAUUUAUCCUUAGCCCAGCAAGAUUUAGCAUCUGAGAAGAAGCACCAGGCCAAAACAUAAAACAGAAGUUGUAUGUUAGAAAGCAGGUCGUGAGCAUCUUCAAUAAAUAUUUAACACAUAUGUGUCCAUUUCAGUAAAGCCCCACGAAAUUUUCCCAAACCAUCCCUUAAC
This is a messenger RNA of Phascolarctos cinereus (koala), 13972 nucleotides long. RefSeq names its product dynein axonemal heavy chain 14 (gene DNAH14). Gene Ontology annotation, molecular function: dynein intermediate chain binding; minus-end-directed microtubule motor activity; dynein light intermediate chain binding. Gene Ontology annotation, cellular component: dynein complex. The record is from RefSeq and is a predicted model, not a curated record. NCBI's taxonomy places the organism in Eukaryota, Metazoa, Chordata, Mammalia, Diprotodontia, Phascolarctidae. Gene Ontology annotation, biological process: microtubule-based movement.